Messenger RNA from Gracilinanus agilis (Agile Gracile Mouse Opossum), 1153 nucleotides. It is a transcript of the gene CCNH, whose product is annotated as cyclin H. The transcript has 9 exons. NCBI's taxonomy places the organism in Eukaryota, Metazoa, Chordata, Mammalia, Didelphimorphia, Didelphidae. Bases 35 to 1006 code for a protein of 323 amino acids. Gene Ontology annotation, biological process: DNA-templated transcription; regulation of transcription by RNA polymerase II; regulation of cyclin-dependent protein serine/threonine kinase activity. Gene Ontology annotation, molecular function: cyclin-dependent protein serine/threonine kinase regulator activity. The record is from RefSeq and is a predicted model, not a curated record. Gene Ontology annotation, cellular component: nucleus; transcription factor TFIIK complex.
GGCUGCUCCCCGGACCCUUCCGCCGCUGCCUACGAUGUAUCACAACAGCAGCCAGAAGCGGCACUGGACGUUCUCCAGUGAGGAGCAGUUGGGGCGCCUCCGGGCCGACGCCAACCGCAAGUUCAAGUGCAAAGUAGUGGCGAACGGGAAGGUUUUGGCAAAUGAUCCAGUCUUUCUUGAGCCUCAUGAAGAAUUGAUCAUCUGCAAAUAUUAUGAAAAAAGACUAUUAGAUUUCUGUUCCAUAUUUAAGCCUACAAUGCCAAGAUCUGUGGUGGGUACAGCAUGUAUGUAUUUCAAGCGUUUUUACCUCAAUAACUCAGUGAUGGAAUAUCACCCUCGUAUAAUAAUGCUAACUUGUGCAUUUUUGGCAUGUAAAGUAGAUGAAUUUAAUGUGUCCAGUGCACAAUUUGUUGGAAAUCUAAGAGAGAGUCCUCUUGGACAAGAAAAGGCACUUGAACAAAUUUUGGAAUAUGAACUUUUACUUAUUCAACAGCUUAAUUUUCACCUUAUUGUACACAAUCCUUACCGGCCAUUUGAGGGUUUUCUCAUUGACUUGAAGACUCGUUAUCCAAUACUAGAAAACCCAGAAGUUCUAAGGAAAACAGCUGAUGACUUUCUAAAUAGAAUUGCUUUGACAGAUGCUUACCUUUUAUAUACACCUUCACAGAUUGCUCUGACUACCAUUUUAUCCAGUGCCUCUAGAGCUGGAAUUAACAUGGAAAGUUACUUAUCAGAAAGUCUUAUGCUGAAAGAGAAUCGAACCUGUUUGUCACAGUUAUUAGAUACAAUGAAAUGCAUGAAAACCUUAGUAAAGAAGUAUGAACCACCAAGGCCUGAGGAAGUUGCUGCCCUCAAACAGAAACUAGAGAAGUGUCACAGUGCUGAGCUUGCAUUUAAUAUAAAUAUAAAAAAGAGGAAAGGUUAUGAAGAUGAUGAGUAUGUCUCAAAGAAAUCUAAGCUGGAAGAGGAAGAAUGGACUGAUGAUGACCUUAUAGAUUCUCUGUAACUUGAUGAGUGUUAUUACCAAGUGUUAUGUUGGAACAUUUAAAGUUGAAUUGUAAAGUUUACCACUUCCACUGAGAGAUAAUCUGGGUGAUUAUCUUAAUUAUAAGGUGUACAGUAAAAAUAAUUCCCUCUUAUUAAACUUUUUCUA